Molecule: messenger RNA, 519 nt
Organism: Naegleria gruberi
Lineage: Eukaryota; Heterolobosea; Eutetramitea; Acrasida; Naegleriidae
Exons: 2
Coding region: 1-519 (172 amino acids)
Source: RefSeq, a predicted model, not a curated record
AUGGUGUUUUUUCAAACAAUCUCAAAUGGUGAAAGUGAUAAUAGAUUGUACUAUGUACCAAUUGAAGAUGGAGUUUUGAGUUCUGCUUCAUUAUUAUUGAUUCCCUAUUUUAACAAGAGAGCAAAUAGAGUGAAACACAUUGCACUGAAAAAAGAUUACUUUAUGGUCAUGACACAAUCGAAUAAUUUUUACAAGCUCAAAAUAGAUGGUCAAUCAAGAUUCAAAUCAUUCACAGCAUACCACCAAGGUGAAAUGCCAAUAUUUUUUUUGAGUUACAAGUCAAAUGUUCAAGUUAAUUCAAUGCCUUUCAAACUUUCACUGCUGUGUAAGAAUAGUGAUCAAAAUUGGAAUGAUUUCAUUGUUAAUAUAGAACCAUAUUCUGGAGGAAACAUGGCAUUCAUUGUGAUUUCAAAGAUUCUAUCCACGAAAAAUCAAUUACUAUGUCAAUUAUCAAAUCGAUUCACACAAAUUUUUAAUUCUAAUAACAUUUACUCUGACAUAACAAUCACAUGUUUAUAA